Molecule: messenger RNA, 696 nt
Organism: Rodentolepis nana
Lineage: Eukaryota; Metazoa; Platyhelminthes; Cestoda; Cyclophyllidea; Hymenolepididae
Source: the annotation of a GenBank genome assembly
AUGUUUGCUUCAAAAAGUGUUCACAGUUAUCACGCAGAUCUUAUCCACGAUGUUGCAUAUGAUUACUAUGGACAGCGAAUGGCCACGUGUAGUAGCGAUCAAAUGAUUAAAAUUUGGGACCUACGUGAUGACCAAGAGUGGGAAUGCACCGCCAAGUGGAGAUAUCAUCUGGGUUCUGUUUGGCGCGUUUGUUGGGCACAUCCUGAAUUCGGACAGAUUAUUGCAACCUGCUCUUUCGAUCGGACUAUCGCUAUUUGGGAAGAGAUUACCGGACAAGAUGCAGGCACAAGCGGAGAUUCUGCAGCGACUCCCGCGCAAACUUCAGGAACCGGUGGAGUUAACGGUCGUCAGCCUUCAACUGUUGCAGCUCCAAAUACUGGCCCUGGUUCUCUAGGAGUAUCCUCAGCCGCAGCCGCGGCCAACACUAAUCCCGCAGGCACAUCAAACACCCGAGGUGGAGUGUGGAUACGUCGUGCUCACUUGGUCGAUCCACGUAAUUCUGUUACUGGGUUGAUGUUUGCACCCAGAUUCCUUGGGCUUCAACUGGCUGCUAUUUCCACGGACGGAGUAAUGCUGGUGUAUGAGGCUCAGGUGGGUUCCAUUCCCCUUUCUAUUUUUUAUGACUUACCAAAUGCACCUUUCUGUUGCAUUGGUCGAAUAUACAUAUUGCCUAUUGUCUUUUGGAAAUCAAGUUAA